Poeciliopsis prolifica (blackstripe livebearer) is the source of this 5562-nucleotide messenger RNA. Its product is annotated as mitogen-activated protein kinase kinase kinase kinase 4-like. Gene Ontology annotation, biological process: protein phosphorylation. The record is from RefSeq and is a predicted model, not a curated record. Lineage: Eukaryota; Metazoa; Chordata; Actinopteri; Cyprinodontiformes; Poeciliidae. Gene Ontology annotation, molecular function: protein kinase activity; ATP binding. Bases 377 to 4852 code for a protein of 1491 amino acids. The transcript is spliced from 32 exons.
UGUCCCUGUGUGGGGCGGCGAUGGAAGACAGAGGGACAGAGAGACUUAUGGACCGAGUGGGAGGGAGGGAGGGCGGAGAAUCCCGAUAGAGAGACCUGCACACAGACAGAGAGAGAGAGAGAGAGAGCGCAGGACAGGCAGGACUCGGAGUCCGGCAGGCCGUCAGCAGCGCAGGCUCCACGGUCGGUAUGUAGCAGCGGAGGGAGCUGUCUGUCUGUCUGGGACUACAGGAGCAGAGGGAAACGCUGUGAGCAGACCCAAAACGGCCGUGGGAUUUAACACGAAAAUGAGACGCAAUUCGUCCACUUGAAGGAGACCGAAAACGCGCCGUCGCUCCUCUGAUUUAUCACCGCUUCUUUUCUUCUUUUCUGCGAAAAUGGCGAACGACUCUCCGGCUAAGAGCCUGGUGGACAUAGACCUGGCAUCACUGAGGGAUCCAGCUGGGAUUUUCGAGUUGGUGGAAGUGGUGGGAAAUGGCACCUAUGGACAAGUGUAUAAGGGUCGACAUGUCAAGACGGGACAGCUGGCGGCCAUUAAGGUCAUGGACGUCACAGAGGAUGAAGAGGAGGAAAUUAAGCUGGAAAUCAACAUGCUGAAGAAGUAUUCACACCACAGAAAUAUAGCCACAUACUAUGGAGCUUUCAUCAAGAAAAGUCCACCGGGCCACGAUGACCAACUCUGGCUUGUCAUGGAGUUCUGUGGCGCCGGCUCCAUCACCGAUCUGGUGAAAAACACCAAGGGCAACUCACUGAAGGAGGACUGGAUCGCCUACAUCUCCAGAGAGAUCCUCAGGGGAUUAGCUCACUUACAUGCUCAUCAUGUGAUCCACCGGGACAUCAAGGGACAAAACGUGCUGCUGACUGAAAACGCUGAAGUCAAACUGGUGGAUUUUGGUGUGAGCGCUCAGCUGGACCGGACGGUGGGCCGAAGGAACACCUUCAUCGGGACGCCCUACUGGAUGGCUCCGGAGGUCAUCGCCUGCGACGAAAACCCCGACGCCACCUACGACUACAGGAGCGACCUUUGGUCCUGCGGCAUCACUGCCAUAGAGAUGGCGGAGGGAGCGCCCCCUCUGUGUGACAUGCAUCCGAUGAGAGCCCUCUUCCUCAUCCCCAGGAACCCUCCUCCUCGACUGAAGUCCAAAAAAUGGUCGAAGAAGUUCUUCAGCUUCAUUGAGGGCUGCCUGGUGAAGAACUACACCCAGCGGCCCCCCACUGAGCAGCUGCUGAAGCACCCCUUCAUCCGGGACCAGCCCAACGAGAGGCAGGUCCGCAUCCAGCUCAAGGAUCACAUCGACAGAACCAAGAAGAAGAGGGGCGAGAAAGAUGAGACAGAGUAUGAAUACAGUGGGAGUGAAGAAGAGGAGGAAGAAGCUUCUGAGCAAGAAGGAGAGCCAAGCUCCAUAGUCAACGUUCCGGGCGAGUCGACGUUGCGCCGCGACUUCAUCAGGCUGCAGCAGGAGAACAAGGAGCGCUCCGAGGCCCUGCGCCGCCAGCAGCUCCUCCAGGAGCAGCAGCUCCGCGAGCAGGAGGAGUACAAGCGCCAGCUGCUGGCCGAGAGGCAGAAACGAAUCGAGCAGCAGAAGGAGCAGCGCAGGCGGCUGGAGGAGCAACAACGGCGCGAGCGCGAGAUGAGGAGGCAGCAGGAGCGCGAGCAGCGCCGACGGGAGCAGGAGGAGAAGAGGCGCAUCGAGGAGAUGGAGCGCCGUCGCAAAGAGGAGGAGGAGCGAAGGAGGGCGGAGGAGGAGAAGAGGAGGGCCGACCGAGAGCAGGAGUACAUCCGGCGGCAGCUAGAGGAGGAGCAGAGGCACCUGGAGAUCCUGCAGCAGCAGCUCCUCCACGAACAGGCCAUGCUUCUUGAGUAUAAAUGGCGGGAGCUUGAGGAGCAGCGGCAGGCUCAGAAGCUCCAGAGGCAGCUGCAGCAGGAGCAGGUCUACCUGCUGUCACUGCAGCAGAACCAGAACCAGAACCCGGACGGUAGCAAAACAAGCCAGCAGCAGAGCGCCAAACCCCCGCAGAGCCUCGAAGCAGACAGGGUAAAGCCCCCGCAGACGCCUGACUCGGAUCCACCCAAACAACCGCAGGGCAUUAGCAAUGAGAAGACGCGGCCCGGCCCGGAGAAAACGUCAGAACCCAGGCUUCCUGCGGCUGAGCGACAAGGCCCCGCACCUGACUCUGAGCCGGUCAGAGAGGCCGACGAGCGGUACAGGAAGAACAUUCAGGGUUCCCCGCAGUCGGCUCAGACCAAACCCCAGCAGCCCCCGGUGCCGCCGCGCUCCGAGUCUUCGCACGCUAACGGGAACGCCGCAUCGGAGGCGCCCGCGAUGCUCCGACCUGUGGAGCCGCAGGUCCGUUCCCAUCUGGCUGCUCUCAAGAGCAGCAGCAGUGUGGCCUCACCAAACUCAUCUGCUUCAACCCCACCCGUCAUGUCCCGGUCGCACUCCUUCACCGAGCCGCUAACGCCUAGCUUUGAAAACCACCGCCCGCACAAAAGCCAUGAACCCCACCAACACCGUCAUCCUGCAUCCUCCUCAUCAUCACCGUCAUUCUUACCAUCAACGCCUGCACGCACUGAGCCACAAACCCAUCCCCAGUCCCGACCCAUGCCCCACGAAAAGGUCCCGUCAGAGGACGGCCCGCCCAGGGUUCCUGUCAGGACAACGUCAAGGUCUCCGGUGUUGUCGAGGCGAGACUCGCCUCAUCACCAUAGCAGUGCCCCACAGAGCAGGGACGUGCUCCGAAACGCUGGCAGUUCGGCAGAGCCGCGGCUCCUGUGGGAACGCGUGGAGAAACUGGUUCCCAAAGCGAGCGGUAGUAGCGGCAGCGGAGGCUCCAGUUCCUCCAGCAGCUCCAGUAACUCCAGCUCUCAGUGCGACUCUGGAGAGAGGUUCAGGGCCCGCUCUUCUUCCAAAUCGGAGGGCUCGCCCCUCCAGCGACCAGAGAAUGCUGGGAAAAAGCCGGAGGAGAGGAGGGACUUGGUCAGACCAAACAAACCAGCGGACCUGACGGCUCUGGCCAAGGAGUUGCGUGCAGUGGACGAUGUUCGUCCUCAGAACAAGGUGACGGAUUAUUCGUCCUCCAGCGAAGACUCAGACACCACCGACGAAGACGACGACGAAGAGGUGGACCAGGAGGCAGGCGAAGAAUCGACGUCUGGCCCGGAGGAUUCCAAAGCUGUCUCUUCCAAGCUGAGCAACGGCGAGACGGAGUCGGUGAAAACCAUGAUAGUCCACGACGAGGGCGAGAACGAAGCAGGAACGACUCGGUGCAAAGACAGCACGCUGGUUGUCAGACAGAGCGCAGGUGACAACAGAAAGCGCGCGGCCCCCGCGUCGGGCCAAACGCAGACCCUUAGCCUGCUCGUGGGCUUCCCUCCGAGCCCUGGCUCGGCGCCGGCGCAGGGACUCAUCCUCCACACCCCCAGCCCCCCACACCAACACCACCACCACCAUCACCACCACCACCAUCACCCCACGCAGCACCCUGACCGGAACGGCUUUGCCGGCCGCAUCCAUCACCUCCCAGACCUGAUCCAGCAGAGCCACCACUCCUCCCCCUCCUCCUCUGCAUCCAGCUCCCCUUCUUCUUCCAGCCUUGCCAGUCCCUCCACCAUGUCCCCCCAGAGCCCGCUGGAGAAGCUCGGCAUUCUGGCAGAGAGCCAGUCGAGUAACAACAUGCAGAAACACAAGUCCUCUUCGUCUUUCACUCCGUUCAUCGACCCGCGCCUCCUCCAAGUGUCUCCGUCGACCGGCAGCGCCCUCAACAAUGUCGGCUACGCGAACGACGCCCGGCUGGCGGAGGCGCUCAGGGCCGACCCGUCCCGGAAAGGCUCCGUCGUCAACGUCAACCCGGUCAACACCCGCCCCCAGAGCGACACGCCGGAGAUCCGCAAGUACAAGAAGAGGUUCAACUCCGAGAUCCUGUGUGCCGCACUUUGGGGCGUCAACCUGUUGGUGGGAACAGAGAGCGGCCUGAUGCUGCUGGAUCGCAGCGGUCAGGGGAAAGUUUACCCUCUGAUCAACCGGCGGCGCUUCCAGCAGAUGGACGUCCUGGAGGGACUCAACGUCCUCGUCACUAUAUCAGGUAAAAAGAACAAGCUGCGUGUCUACUACCUGUCCUGGCUGAGGAACAAGAUCCUUCACAACGACCCUGAGGUGGAGAAAAAACAGGGCUGGACCACCGUAGGGGAUCUGGAAGGCUGUGUUCACUACAAAGUUGUAAAAUACGAGCGGAUCAAGUUCUUGGUUCUGGCUCUGAAGAACUCGGUGGAGGUCUACGCCUGGGCGCCCAAACCCUACCACAAGUUCAUGGCCUUCAAGUCUUUCGGUGACCUGGUGCACAAGCCCCUGCUGGUUGACCUCACUGUGGAGGAAGGGCAAAGGUUAAAGGUCAUCUACGGCUCCUGCUCAGGCUUCCACGCCGUCGACGUGGACUCCGGCGCGGUCUAUGACAUCUACCUGCCGACCCACAUCCAGAACAAUAUUCAGUCUCACGCCAUCAUCAUCCUCCCCAACACCGACGGCAUCGAGCUGCUGGUGUGCUACGAGGACGAGGGGGUUUACGUCAACACCUACGGACGCAUCACCAAGGACGUGGUGCUGCAGUGGGGGGAGAUGCCCACCUCAGUGGCCUACAUUCGCUCCAACCAGAUCAUGGGCUGGGGCGAGAAGGCCAUAGAGAUCCGCUCGGUGGAGACCGGUCACCUGGACGGAGUCUUUAUGCAUAAGAGAGCCCAGAGACUCAAGUUCCUCUGUGAAAGAAAUGAUAAGGUGUUCUUCGCCUCCGUUCGGCCCGGAGGCUCCAGCCAGGUCUACUUCAUGACUCUGGGCCGAAGCAACCUUCUCAGCUGGUAGAGGUCCACGCCCUGCCCUCCUGUUUGUUCUCCUCCUCGUCCUUCGCAUCGUCCCCCUCUCACACCUCGCUAACACUGGAUCUCAGAACCCACCUACCGUGUUUCUGUCGACGCUAGGACAACGAAAACAGCCGCCGGCUCGAGACCCCAUCAGCGCGGUCCACGGCGUCGACCUCACCCCGUUUUCUUCUGCUGGUGGGCGCCGGGGCCUCGACCUGGCGACGCGGCGACGACCCCGAGAAACAAAAAGGUCGCCCGCUUUCCUCAGAAAUACCGGAAGUGACGACUUGCUUCCAGAAGUAAAACCAAUAGCUUACAUGCUUAAGGAGGUAGAAAUUAAAACAAAUGUGAAUUUAAUAAAAGAGGACAGACGACGUGUGUUUUUCCUCUCAGCCUGUCUCGGUGCUCGUCACGUUGCGAUGGGGUCGACGUUGAACUCCCGCUUUGUUUCCGUGCUCUCGAGUUGGUUCAGUAACAUCGAUGUCGUUUAAACCAGGAGCUCGGCGAACGCUACUCUCUCUUCUACUACUGUCCGCAGCUCUGCCUCUCGGAAGGGAGUUCGUCUUAUUUACGCGACGGCGGUGUGUGUGUAGAAGCAGGUCUUGGGUGGGAUCAGGUGUUUUUAACGGGGGACGCAUGUGUGAUGAUGUUGCUUUAAAGAAAAAAAAAACACAACAGGAUGACGGAAAGAGAAAGGACCAGUCAGGCAGG